GCAACUGCUUCCAAUUGAAGCAGGUUACUCCGCGAGGUUUCAAAUAAACAAACCGUCUUCAAUUUUUUGUUGAAAGCUCGAAACUUGUCGGUUUUUUGUUGUCGAACUCGCUCUUGUCAAAAUGAGCGAGCAAGAAAUCAAAACUCUGGGCAGCCAGGUGGAAACCAAGACGGAAAAGAAGGCCGACGGCGAUGAGAAACCGGACAAAGCCACCCUCCAGGCCGUCCUGCAAGUACUUAAGAAAUACAACCUAAAGGAAACCGAGUUAUUGCUCAAAAAGGAGGCAAAAGUUUUGGAUGAUGUGCAAACAUCUGGAACGGACUCGGAAGUGAGCAACGUCCUUUUAACGUACAAGAGCGAGGGAAACCCAGAAUUAUACGAGGAGGCUUACAUGGAUCUAAAAAGAUUUGUUGAUGGAUCUCUAGACACAUAUAAACAUGAACUGGGUAUGAUUUUAUAUCCAGUUUUUGUCCAUAUGUACUUAGAGCUUGUGUAUAAUAAUCAUGAACAACAAGCAAUCAAAUUGAUGGAACGAUUUGGCAAGGAACAAGAACACUAUUAUCAAGAAGAUCUUUAUAAACUGUCUUUAGUUACAAAACGUGAACACAUGAAAGGAAAUGAAAUCACCGAUACUUUCAAAUCAAAUGAAUUUAUAAUAAGAAUGUCGAGGGAUACGCUUGCAACUCUGAAGCGCCAUUUACAAGAGAAAAAACAAAGCAUCGUUCUGAAUAUUAUCCAGGAACAUUUGUAUUUUGAUAUGUAUGAAGGUGUUGCUAGGACUAAACAGCAGAUUGAUUCGGUCGUUGGUUCUUUUGUCGGUGAAGCAAUGAGGCAAGAUAACAAAUCGAAGGUUUACUACGGCAUGCCAAAGGAGCCCGAUUUUCAAUUCCCAACUGUCGAUGACGAUGAUGAAGCAGAACCAGAAGGUGGUGAUAAACCGAAAAAGAAGAAACCAAAGAAGGAAUCCGUUUUUGGAAAAAAGGCCAAGACUGAUCCGAAUGCACCUCCACCUGAUAGAAUUCCACUACCUGAGCUAAAAGAUAAUGAUAAAAUUGAGAAGAUGAAGGCACUCAGGGAAGCUUCAAAAAGAGUGACACUUGGACCAGAAAACUUACCAUCAAUAUGCUGCUACACUCUUCUCAACUCUAAUAAUACCGUUACCUGUGCGGAAAUAUCCGAUGAUUCGAGCAUACUAGCGUUUGGGUUUUCCCAUUCCGAGAUCAAAGUCUUGUCUCUGAUGCCACAAAAACUGAGAGGGAUGAAGAGCGGAGAGCAGUUACAGGAUAUCGAUCAUGAAGCUGAGGAUGUAUGGGCAAGAAUAAUGGACGAUAGAAACGCAGAAGUAAGACGUACUCUCAUCGGCCACUCCGGCCCUGUGUAUAGAGUCACAUUCAGCCCUGAUAAAAACCUUCUUCUCUCUUGUUCUGAAGAUUCAACAGUUCGCUUGUGGAGUCUGCUCACGUGGACGUGUCUAGUCGCCUACAAAGGACAUGUAUUUCCAGUUUGGGAUGUCAGAUUUUCCCCUCAUGGUUAUUAUUUUGCGACAGCGAGUCAUGAUAAAACAGCCAGACUUUGGUCAACAGACAACCAUCAACCUUUAAGAAUAUUUGCUGGUCAUUUUGCUGAUGUAGAUAGAGUCAUGUUUCAUCCCAAUUCUAAUUAUGUUGCUACUGGUUCAAGCGACAGAACUGUCAGACUCUGGGAUUGUGUUACCGGCAAUCAUGUCAGAAUUAUGACAGGACACAAAGGAGCCAUUUACGACCUCGCAUUUUCUGUUGACGGACGUUUUUUAGCAUCGGCUGGUGCUGAUUUCAGGCUACUUCUUUGGGACCUCGCUCACGGCCAUCUCUUAGCCGAGCUUGCUUCACACACCGCUCCGAUCCACACUCUUGCGUUCAGCAGGGAUGGAAAUAUUUUAGCUUCUGGGGCCCUGGACUGUACCGUUAAGUUGUGGGAUUUCACAAAACUCUCGAAUGAAGUUUCAAUCGAAGAUGUCAAUGUCAUGCACAAUCCAGAUAUACGUACUAACUCAGAGGCGUACCUCCUAAGGUCCUAUGCUACGAAAAAUUCAUCCUUGAUUUACUUGCAUUUUUCAAGAAGAAAUCUUCUUCUUGCAGUAGCAACUUACAAUAAUUCGAGAGAACCAUUUUAAAAUUGUUGGCCUUAAGCAUGUCUUUGUUACUACUAUUGCCGAAAACAAUAAUGAAAGAUGUUAUAUUAAAGAUUAAUUUUAAUUA
Molecule: messenger RNA, 2237 nt
Organism: Cimex lectularius (bed bug)
Lineage: Eukaryota; Metazoa; Arthropoda; Insecta; Hemiptera; Cimicidae
Gene: Taf5
Product: transcription initiation factor TFIID subunit 5
Exons: 11
Coding region: 122-2152 (676 amino acids)
Biological process (GO): transcription initiation at RNA polymerase II promoter
Cellular component (GO): transcription factor TFIID complex
Molecular function (GO): protein binding; RNA polymerase II general transcription initiation factor activity
Source: RefSeq, a predicted model, not a curated record